GUUACGGGCAUCUGUUUCCGCUUCUUAAGGUUUAGUUGUCUACUCAGUCUACUUAGCCUCAUUCAUUCAUUGUCAACAAAGUAAGUAAUAACAUAUAAACUUAUUAAAUUAAAUAAAACAACAUUAUCUUUAAUAGUGCUACUAGUAACUAGUAGUAUAUCAUUCAAGUAGUCAGGAUUUACGGAUUUAUAAUUUUAUUGUAGGGGACGGUGGUAAAAUCAUUGUAAUUGUAAGUUAUUGAAAGUAAGAAUAAGUCACAAUCACAAGUGUAAGUGAGUGCGUGUGAGUGACCCAAUUUUAAUUUUUAAAUUAGCCCUGCCCUAUCCUAUUUCUGAUUCCUAGUAAUAAUAGUAGUAGUCUUAGUCUUCGUAAUAGUAUCUGACAUGAGAUCUCAAUCUGGCUAUAACUAUAACUAUCAUUAUCAUUUAGUUAGGCUACUUGAAAAGUGUCUACUAGAGCAGAGCAGAGUUUCCCAAAAAUUUUUGUGCCAUGCCAGCUGUCUUGCACAUUUGGUCGAAUUGGGAUAUUGGGUUUCUGUUUCCUUACCAAAGCCAUGCCAUCUCUCUUUUUAUAUUAAAUAAAGUUUUAACAGACUCAUCAUUUUUGCAAUCUGUGUGUUCUUCUUGAUAAUUGAAUACUUGAAAUAUCAGGAAAAUCCACUAACAUUGGCUGCUUCAUCAAAGUAGGAAAAUCAAUUUGUUUUAUAUUAUUUAUCGAAAUGAAAAAUUUAUUUUAAAUCAUGUAUUCACAUAUUAAAAUCUAGAAAUUUUAUGUUCAACUCAGCUUUUAGAUGCACAAAGAGUUAAAAUCUUGCACAAGAUUUCUUCUAUCUUGUGUUCAGCAACACAGAAAUCGCCAGAGAGUUUUGAAAAGUCCAUUUUCAACGUGUUUGACUUGUUUUUCAACUUCUUCAGUCAACAAUAAGGUAAACAAGCAAGAAAUAAUAUACUCUGAUUAUUUACUUUUUAAAACAUAGUAAUUAUUAUGAGAAUGAGUUUAUCUAGCCAUAAAUUUACAUUUUCCAUGAGUUUGUUUAUAUGUUCUGGCUUAAUCUGCUAUGUUACUAGCAUAAAAAUAAUGUCAGGCUUUUAAAAAAAGAGCUAAGUACAAAAUGUGGGUAAUUUCCUGUAUAGCUUUUUAUGAUAUUGGCAAUUGCCAUAAGUGAGAACUUGUGAGGCCUGGGAGAAUGAUUUGUUUCCCAGUCAGCAGAUCCUCUAUCUUUAUGCAGCUGGUGAUCUGGAGGUAAAAGAACAUCAUAUGAACGUUAAAAGACAGUGGAAGUUUGUGGUCAGAGUUUUUCCUUCUCAAAGAUGAGCCACCAUCUGAGGUCGAUGGGUCUGAUUUACAGAGUUCCCUUGUUUUUGUGUUGCUCUGUUGGUCAUGAUAUUGCAUGGGGUUUGAACACAGAUGGCGAGAUACUAAAAUUAGUUUUAUCAAUAAAUCCUAUAAUUUGCAUUCAAAACACUAUUAAUUCCUAUGUACAUAUUUUAAGUCUCUUUGAUUACUUCAGAUAUAAAUCUCUGCUUUGACUGAUUCAUAUGCCACACUCUCAAGCCCCUAAAAAAAAACCCAAAACAUUAUUAGCUUAGCUUGUAAAUGCACAUAUGAUGUUCACAUCAUCAGAUGAGUGAAAAAUAUCUGGGGAACUGAUCUUACAUAAAUCUAAUCUAGUGAGUGAAAUCUUUAAUUUUUAUUAAUUAGGAACAUAUAUUUUUACCUGCCAUUGGUCAAUAACAAAGAUUUAGUCAUGCUAUUAAUUAUGUUAAUUAGAUCCCCAUUUUAAGGCAACGGCACAACAUUACACAAGUAAGUUGGAUAACUUUUUGUUUUUAACCAAAGGUCUUUGCCAUUGUAAAUUUUUUUUUUAGAUUUCUAAUAUAAACAAAAUGUGUAUCUACAAAGUUUUUGUUGUUUUUUAUUAAAUAAAAGCUUUUUUUAUUUCCAUUUAUUACCUUGUGUAAGAAACUAUAAAAAGCAGAAUUGGAAUAAAGUAUUAGUGUUGACAAUAUCAAUAUCACAUAUGCUAUCCAAAAUAAUGUACUAAUAAAAAAUAAAGUUAUAGAACGUAUUGACAUCGAUAGCUAUAUAACUUUUAUGUAUUGUAACUUAAUUAUUUUAUAUAGAGACAUUAAUGCAAAAGUUAAAUCAUUCUUGGAAAUAAUGUCUAAAGGAUAUACUUUUUAAGGUGAGGUCAUGCAACCAUUCAAAUUUAGACAAAACAAAAUUUUAAUUUUAAAAAUGUAGUUUUUUUUUUAAUGACUGAAACUCUUUGAGUUUGAUGUAGCUACAUUCAGAGUAGUAUACUUAAAUUUUAAAUAAUACCUCACAAAAAUACUUUCUGAAUAGAUCAUGUAAUACAGGGGAAUAGUUUGUGCAAUAAUGUUGUCCUGGAUAAGGUAGGACAGUCAUUUAAAAUUCAAAUUUAUUUCUAACACUCUAUGCUUCAGUGGCUAAUUAUAGUUUUAUGAAAUCAUAAUGGUAUUUUUCUAAAUGGGCUUAUCAGGAGAAGUCUCUGGAGUCAGUAAUUUAUGUUGUGCUGACCUAAUUAUGGGGCUAUCACACUGAUGGCACACAUUCACCAUGCAUGCACAACCUGUUACAUACAGCUUAACUAAGUUACAUUUGUGGAUUGGCUUAAUUGACCAAAGCUGUGUUAAGGUUGUUCAGACUGUACAGUUUAGCUACCUCAAAUUGACUAAAAUACUACCUUUUAACAAAAAACUAUUUAAUUAUGUUCAGCUAUCUUUAGUUUAAAAGAGUAAAGAAAAAGUAAUUUUUUUCCUAAACAAAGCUUAAGGUCAGAAAGUGUAACAAGUACUUUUAUUAUCAACAAGAUAUGCAUUCCAAUUUUUUUUCUUAUUCACUAUUAGGACUAGGAAGUAAUGUGUUAUUCUCAGUUCAAAUUUUGAAAACUUCUCAAAACCGUUUUAUUUCCAAUGGUGAAGGGUUUAAAUUUUUGUAAAAGCAAAAUGAUUAACUUUAUUUGACAGAAGUCAAUUUGUAGAAUAUUAUAAAUUUUAAUCUGUUUUUAGCUUAUGAUAUAUCACUGUUAUUAGGAAAAGAAGAGAGAGAGAAAAAAAAAAAGAACUACUGAGACAUUUCUAAACAUUUUGAGAAUACAAGUUGUUUACAUUUUUCUGGCUCCUUUUGAUCCUUAAUUGUUCAUCACAAAUGGUUCACACCAUGUCAUUUAACAAUUCACAACAUCAAAAUAUAGAUAUAAUUGAAAUUUUUUAAAAUGAUAAGUAAGGAAAAGUUUUCAUCAUAUUGCUUCUCUUUAUUCAUCAAAUUGCUUCUCUUUAUUCAUCAUAUUGCUUCUCUUUAUUCAUCAUAUUGCUUCUCUUUAUUCAUCAUAUUGCUUCUCUUUAUUCAUCAUAUUGCUUCUCUUUAUUCAUCAAAUUGCUUCUCUUUAUUCAUCAUAUUGCUUCUCUUUAUUCAUCAUAUUGCUACUCUUUAUUCAUCAUAUUGCUUCUCUUUAUUCAUCAAAUUGCUUCUCUUUAUUCAUCAUAUUGCUUCUCUUUAUUCAUCAUAUUGCUACUCUUUAUUCAUCAUAUUGCUUCUCUUUAUUCAUCAUAUUGCUUCUCUUUAUUCAUCAUAUUGCUUCUCUUUAUUCAUCAUAUUGCUUUUCUUGAUUCAUCAUAUUGCUACUCUUUAUUCAUCAUAUUGCUUCUCUUUAUUCAUCAUAUUGCUUCUCUUUAUUUAUCGUAUUGCUUCUCUUUAUUCAUCGUAUUGCUUGUCUUUAUUCAUCUUCUUGCUUCUCUUUGAAUGGCAAAUGAUAGAAUCUGAAAACUUUAUUUCUAAAAAUCUUCUAAUAAUUUUUCUUAAUGUCUCAAAGAUGACGUCCAGAAAGUUUGAACUCGCCAAACGAGUGCAAGGCACAGAAAAAAAUGUCUGGUAUGUCACUUUGUUAUUGCUUGUUGUACACAGCAUAACUGUAAUGUAGCACUUAAGAAAAAUACAUUAAUGUAAUUGCUAAGAUAUGUACACUCUUUUAAACAAUUGGUCUCUAUUGUUUGUUUUUUUUUGGUCAUGGAGGGAGGCAUCAGAAAUUUAUUUUAAAUUUUGAAAAAAUCAAAUGGUCAACUCUUCUUCCCCUAGGGUUGAUAUAUCCAAACUUGCAGUUGAACAGAAUUCCAUAAAUUUAGGACAAGGUUUCCCUGACUUCAUGGCACCCCAUGACAUUGUUAAUUGUUUGAAAGACACUGUCAACAGUGACAGCCCAGCUGUCCAUCAGUACGCUCGCAGCUUUGUAAGUACUUUGAUCUUGCUUCCUGAAGCUUAUAAAACUCUUUGUGUGGGAAAAUUUUUUGUAUUUUUCUUUUGCAUCUUUAAGUAUCGAAACCAGGGCUUAAGUCUUGCAGGAAUGCAAUGGAACGAUAUUAUUGUUCUUUCUCCACAACAGGGAGGCCUUCCCGAUUAGCACAGUGGUCGGCAAAUCGUGACCCCCAUUAGAAACUAGGUUCAUACAUGGAUGGACACAGAAAGAAGUCAUGCGGAGGGCUCUCUUUUGAAGCUAUUGUGCCUAAAUUAUUGCACAGUUUGCCUCAGUCUUUGAGGGAAAUAAAAAAUAAUAAAAAAUCAUUUAAGAGGCAUUUAAAGACAUUUUCCUUUAAAUAGAUUUUACGACAUCAGAGCGCUGUGAGUAUGCUAGAAUAGCAUGGACACAAGCGCUAUACAAGGAAUCAAUUAUCUUCAUCAUCAUCAUCAUACAUCUGCCAUAAAGCCCUCAUGAUAAAGUUUUUGUCAUAACUUAGUUAAUUUUGUAAUGAUAAAAUGACUCCCUUGUGUUGUUUUUUUCCCCAGGGACAUCCGCGACUGGUGAAAGCACUGGCUGAGUUGUACGAACCAUUCCUUGGGAGGCAGAUUGAUCCCAUGACAGAAAUUCUCAUCUCUGUUGGGGCUUACGGGGCUCUCUUUUGUGUCAUUCAGGGAUUAGUGAACCCAGGCGAUGAGGUAUGAAGGUUGGGAUUUUUUAAUGGAAGCUUGGAUUGUUGAAUGGGUGGCUGGAUCUCAUAAACUGUAGACAGCAAUGUAAUGUUCUAGCAUUUAAUGUCAAUACAAAUAGUUGGAUUGUUGAGUGGGUGGCUGGAUCUCAUAAACUGUAGACAGCAAUGUAAUGUUCUAGCAUUUAAUUGUCAAUACAAAUACAUUGGAACCCCGCUAUAAUGCGUUGAUCGGGGUCCAUAAAAUCGGAUAGCGUUAAAAGCGGGGUUGCGUUAAUGCGCCGUCUUACAAUAUUUCUACAGGAAGAAAGCCUCGUUUUCGGCAUUAAUUUUGAUACCAGUUUAGUUGUGAUUUUUUUCGCUUUCCAAACAAUGGAUAAAAUUUUCAAGAACUUAGGCCUGAUGGAGUAAAUGAAUUUCAAAUUUCGGGAGCCAUGCUACGACCGUGUUAUAUUCGAAUUCACGUUAUGGCGGGCGCGUUAUAGCGGGGUUCCACUGUAGUUGGAUUGUUGUAUGGAAAGUUGAAUGAAUGAAUAGUUUGAUUGUUGUAUGGUGUGUUGAAGGGAUGUUUAGAUUGUUGUAUGGUUAAUUAGAUUGUUGAACAGGUCGUUUGAUUGUUGAACCGGUGGUUUGAUUGUUGAACCGGUGGUUUGAUUGUUGAACCGGUGGUUUGAUUGUUGAACAGGUGGUUUGAUUUGUUGAACCGGUGGUUUGAUUUGUUGAAAGUCCCCCCCCCCUGAUGUUAUUAUCCACCAUCCUCUCUUCCUCUUCAUUUAUUCUCCCCUCGGUCGCCCCAUUGAAUUGCUCACUGUAAUAGUUCAAUUUUGCAUAAAAACUUAUUCGGUUUUAUAUUGUUUUUUCUAUUUGAACUACAGUGGGUUCAUUGUAAAGAUGGGAUACAUUUACCAUUCAAGGAAUAUUUUUAAAAAAAAUAUAUUGGAAUCUGCACAUACUUCUUUCACCACUAUAUCCACUUAUCAUUUGUUUGUCUACAAGGUUAUUAUCAUAGAACCGUUUUUUGACUGCUACCAGCCAAUGGUGAAAGCUGCAGGUGGAACACCAGUCUUUGUGCCACUGAGGCCUGUAUGUUGGUUUAUUGAUCGUUACCAUUCAAAGAUUGUGUAUCAGUUAAAAACCCUCUUUUUGCAUCUAACUGGAACUAUUAAAAAUAAAAAUAAAAUAUUCUCUUUUAAAAUAAAUUAUUUUUAUCCCAAUUGACAGAAUUUUUAGAAGACAGGUUUAUAUAAAAGUGUAUAAAAUGAACUGUAGUUAGUUACACCCUGUAGUUAUUUUGUGUGGGAACCACUGUUUGUUUGAUAUGUGUCCUUUUAUUCUCCGGAAGACUAAAGAUGGAAGCGUCACGUCCAGUGCUGACUGGAAGCUGGACGAGGGUGAGCUAAGCAGUAAAUUUAACAGUAAGACAAAACUCAUCAUUGUCAACACUCCCAACAAUCCACUAGGCAAGGUCAGUACAGGCAUACACAUCUCAUCUAUCUACCAACGCACACCUCGUCUACAGAAGAACAUCUCAUCCAUCUACCAAUGCAUACCUCAUCUACAGAGAAACAUCUCAUCCAUCUACCAACGCACACAUCAUUUACAGAGGAACAUCUCAUCCAUCUACCAACGCACACCUCAUCUACAGAGGAACAUCUCAUCCAUCUACCAACGCACACCUCAUCUACAGAGGAGCAACUCAUCCAUCUACCAACGCACACCUCAUCUACAGAGGAACAUCUCAUCUAUCUACUUGUGCAUAUCUAUCUGCACUUGUACAACUCAUAUAUCUACACAUUAACACUUCAAUUCUCUGCACUUGUACAUACUUACUUUUGUGCUACAUACUAAUUUAUUUUCCGUGUUUUAAGUACCUCUUUUUUUUAAUAAUUAACUUAUCUUUUUAAGUAUUAUCUUUUUAAGUAUUUUAUUAGCACUGGUUUAGAAGGCCAGGCCUCUGUUGUUGUUGGUCAGUCGGGAGUUGACCAUGACCACUUUAAUCUACAGAGUUUGUCCAGGCCUCUACUUAAAACUUGACCUAUGCAGGUUUAAUACUUUACCAAUGCAGUUUUAAUACUUGACCAAUACAGGUUUUCACCAGAGAAGAGCUCCUCGUCAUUGCCAACCUGUGUAAGAAACAUGAUGUUGUGUGUGUGGCUGACGAAGUCUACGAAUGGAUGACUUAUAAUGGCAAUCAACACAUUAAAAUUGGUUGGUGAAUUUGUACUGAUAAUUAAAUGCGAUAAAACUUUGCAAUGUUGUCUACAAUUUACUUGAGAUGCCAUUUUUCUGAUAUAUUUUAUUAAUAUUUUAACUUGAGGACAGUGGUGGGCCACAGAUGUAAAAUUCUGCACUCAAGAAUUGGUCCAUAAAUGAGCCAAAUAGUAGUGGUCCAUAAAACCAGCCAAAUAUUAGUGGUUCAUGAAACAAGCCAAAUAGUAGUGGUCCAUGAAACCAGCCAAAUAAUAGUGGUUCAUAAAACCAGCCAGUCAGUAGUGGUCCUUGAAACAUGAAACCAGCCAACCAGAUGUGUUUAGCUAGGCUGAAAGGGAAAACUUCAAACAGUGGAGAUCGUGUUAAGAUCUUCAUUUUCAUAAUCUCUUGUGAAGUACGGGGUGUCGUUAAAAAGCCGUAUUGCUUUUCCUCCUUUGCAUUUUUAGGAAGGCGAAAUUGUUUACCUUUGAAAUGGUAGAGUUUAAAAUAUUUGUGUCAUUUGCAGCCACUUUGCCAGACAUGUGGGAGAGAACAGUCACCAUCGGCAGUGCUGGGAAGACAUUCAGUGUUACGGGCUGGAAGAUUGGCUGGACGGUAGGACCACAACAUCUGGUCAACUGUGCUCAAAUCAUGCAUCAGAACUGCACUUACAACUGUCCAACACCAAUACAGGUGUGAAUGACACUACAUACAAUAGUCCUAGUGCGUCCAUAGCAAGUGUUUCUGAGUUCAGGUCUAUGUCCAUGGGUUUGAAGGUCACUUUUAGACAAUCUUUAAGGUGUUUUUUUCUGCCCACCAAUUAAGCAUUUCCCUCUUAAAAGUUCAUCUGACAUUAGUUGUUGUAGGCAAUUCUAUUGUCUGACAUAGUGCAACAUGUCCUGCCCAUCUGUCUUGUCCUUUUUUUCUUUUUUGUUUUGUUUAUAUGGAUAAUACCCAAACUAGAGCUGACAGGAUUUAUAUUUAGUCUUGCUGACUCAAGAUUUAAAAAAAAAUAAAGAUCUUAGAAAAGGUUACUGACUAAUUCUUAAUGACUUUGAUACAUAUUUUAAUUGUAAUUUCUUCUAGUCUGAAGUGGUUUGCAACCGAUGCUCAAUGGGGCCCUAAAACACUAUUAACUUGUAAGACAUAGAGUAGGCCUGAGGGCUCCCCCCGCCCCAUAGAAAUUGAUUCUCAUAGGGCCCUGCAACUGAAAAAGGUUGGGGACCUUUGCUCUAACUAAAAGUCAAAUCUAUUCUGAACUGCAGGAAGCUGUGGCCCGUGGGCUGGAGUUAGAAAAGUCAAGACUGGGCUCCCCUGGCAGCUAUCUCAUAUCUUUGGCUGCAUCCCUGAAACCAAAAAGGGACAAACUGGCAAGUGUUCUGGAGGAAGUUGGCAUGAAGCCUGUCAUACCAGAAGGAGGCUACUUCAUGAUGGCUGAUUACACCAGCAUGGGUUUGUGAACAUCUAUUUCAUUGUAAUAUUUGUUUGGUGUUUUUUUUUAAUGUAUUAUUUUGAUAAUUAAUUAUGUCUUGUUUCAAAGCUCAAAAAUAGAACUUAUCAAUUUCCUCUGCAGUCGCAAAGCAUCUUUAAGAUGGAGGAUAAGGAUGCUGGCUGCCAUCUCAUGCCAUUUUGCACUCAUAUAGAUACAGUAGAACAGGCCUUUCGUUUGUGGGAAAGAUUCAUCUCUACUGAAAUAAAAUGUUGAAAAAAAUGUGUGGUUUUUUUUUAUGCAGCCUACAAUAAAAUCUCAGACGAAGACACACUGACAGCUUCAACUGAGUUCUUCUUCAUUGGAUUUAAGAAAUUAUAGUAUUAAAAUGAAGUUACACCGACCAUGGUAUAAAUUAUUUAAGUUAAAGUGCAAUCUGAAAUAAUCAAAGUUAACAGAAUUAUUUCAGGAAUUUUUAUUUCAUUUUCAGAGGCCGAUGUUCCUGAAAGUGAUGAGGCCAAAGAUUUUAGAUUUUCUAAAUGGAUGACCAUCAACAAGGUAAGACACUAGCCAUAUUUUUGGCCAUUCACCUUAUGUUAUUAGCGACUUAAUAGCCCAAUUAUUUUUAUCUUUUUAAACCGUUCCAUUUAAUUUUAUCCUCCUAGAAAUUGACAGUGAUACCUCCCUCUGCAUUCUACUGUAAGGAACACGAGCACAUGGCUGAAAACUAUGUCAGAUUUUGUUUUAUUAAGGUAAGUUGGCAUUGCGUAAAUGAUGAUGCAUUUUCGUGGCAUUCAGAAUUAUGUUCAGACCGAUUUUUUUUAAUGUGAGAACUUUCUUUGGAAACAUUAAAGGAACUAAUAUUAUAAGUGAUAAAAUGAGUCAUUCUGUAAACAUUUUUUUAAAAAUACACAACUGCCACUAAUUAAGCCUGAAUCAAUACAUUGUUGAAGGCAACCAUUCGUAUAAUGAUGAUAAUUUGAAAAGCUAAUUGCGAUAAUGAAUCUAAAUAUUUGUAUUCUUUAGGAGGACAGUACUCUAGAGAAGGCAGCAAAUGUCCUUCGUCACUGGAAAAAUUGAUGUUAAAUUUUUGUUUAGGUAAAUUUCUUUUAUAAUGUGAGUUGUUCCUGCCUCUGGUUGAUAGUUGUAUAUACAGAUUUUAUAUUUUAUAUGGUUUAGAUUAAGUUUACAUUGACAGAUGUUACAUUUUAAAUGGUUUAGAUUAGGUUUACAUUCAUACAUCAGGGUCAUAAUAUAGAAUAAUUCAACUAAAAUUGUUGAUGCUUGCUGUGGGGAUGCUACACCCAAAUGUUGCAUGUAUUUUAAGUAUAUUAGUGGGGACAAGAUAUGUUUAGGCUUGAAGACAAGACAAUUAAGCUGAUGUUUUGGGUAGCUGCAUGUUCUGAACAUUGAGCUACACUGUCUUUAUUGGGAUCUUCGUAAACAAAAGUUUUAUUUAUUUAAUUUAAAUUUAUCUAUUGUUUAUUGUAUUGUUUUAACGAAGGCAUCUUGCCGAGAUGUCCACUUAAUUGUCAUGUCUCUUAUUUUCAAGCAUUAACACUUCUUGUUCCACUAUUUAUUUACUUUACAUGGCUUGAACACAGUAUCUAAAUUUAUUUAUUUAUUUACCUCAAUUUUUUUUAAUGUAUCCAUCUUUUUUUUUUUAGGUGAAAAUGUUAUUUACUUUUGGGUGUUGCCUUACAAUACUUACAUGAGAAUAAAUCAAUCUAUUAUGUUGUUGUUUUUUGUUAAAUUAAUUAUUUUAUUGUCAUUUCUCUUAUUUUUAAGCAUUUACACUUUUUUUUCCACUAUUUAUUUUCUUUACAUGGCUUUAACUCAGUUUCUAAAUUUAUUUAUUUAUUUACCUCAAUUUUUUUUAAUGUAUCCAUCUUUUUUUUUUUUAGGUGAAAAUGUUAUUUACCUUUGGGUGUUGCCUUACAAUACUUACAUGAGAAUAAAUCAAUCUAUUAUGUUGUUGUUUUUUGUUAAAAUAAUUAAUAAUAUUAAGAAAUGUAUUUGUUACUUUUCUGGCUGCCUGUUUAUAUAAUUAAUCAAUAAUUAUUGAACUACUGAAUCUGUUUCUAUCAGUGAUUUCCAAUUUUCACUCCUUCAACUUGUAUGUUGAAUGUUUGGAAGAAAUUCCAUUGGUAAAAUGUAUUUAAUGUAAGUUUAUGAAAAUGUUGUUGUUUUGUUCUUCACAGUUUAAAUUAAUGCAAUUGAAAAGACUGGUAACUGAAAAAAUGUUGCUUCUUAAUAUGUCUUCUUUUGAUAUUACUUGAGUGGUUAUUAAAUGAUGUCCAAAAUAGAAGGCUCUGACUUUUGUGGUGACCUAGAUUAGAACAUUAGGAAAUUGUUUUAAGCUACUUCAAUGCCUUUUUCUAUUAUAGUAUCCUUCAUUUUUAUUGUAUACCACUUAUAUUAACUUAUAAGAAAAGAUAUGAUAAAUUUCUGCCUUAAAAAGGUGAUAUUAUAAUUGAAUUAUAAAAUUAGAUCAUAGAUUCAUCAAUAUUUAUCCUACACUCACAAAUUUGGUCAGGAUAUUUGUUAUCCUGAUUCUACACCCAAUAAAGAUAAUCAGAGAAGUGUCAUGUGACGUUUUUGCCCUGUGUUUUAUAUUAUAUUCCUGAACUGAAAUACAUUUUAAAUUACAUUUUUUGAUAGAAAGACACGAUUCUGUAAUUUAAAGAUACUUUUUUUAAAAAAAUGUAUUUAACUUACUUUACUUGUUAGUUUACUGAUCCCAGAAUGAGAUAUUAUAAUGUAACCUUUGUUGAAAUAACAAAAGUAUAUUUGUAUUUUAAAAAAUUAGCAACAAUAUUACUUUUUGUUUUUUAAAAUACAAAUAUAUUUUUUGGCUCAAAAAAGGUCAAGCCAGUGUACUUGAUGCAUUUGACAGACGCUGUGGUUCUUAGUUCAUCCUCCGUGGUGUAUUUAUUUUAAGAUUCAUUUGUAGAAACAGAGUAGGGAGUAAUUAUUCUAUUACCCAUUGGUAAUAGGCAGACUGUUAGGUGACAAUAAACCAGUGACUACUGGUAAAACUCUCUCCUAUUUAAUGUUCAUUUUAUUUUUAAUUCUUUAUAUUUAAUCCGCUUUUGUUCGUGGGCGCGGCUGGCAAAAACUUGGUCCAUAAACUCAUUAACUAUGACAAAGAUGCUAUCAAAUUUUCAGCGGCGCACCCCACCCCCCUCCCCAAAAAUCUUUUUUUUCCUGUUUUUCUAGGGCAAGAUGGAGGAAAUAUGAUUUCACGAAAUAAAAUUCCAUAUAACAGAUAAAAUAUCGCAAGAGCAUUCGGUGCGUAACAUUUUCUUUUGUUUUUCUGAAAUAAUUGGUAAAAUUAAUCGGCGGUGUGAAAGCGGGUGGGUCAUUAGAGUAUUAAUAAAGUUCAGGGGCAACAUUUAACUGGGAUGCUUAUUACGCACUUUGUGCAUGAUUUGUCACAUUUUCAGCGA
Molecule: messenger RNA, 12011 nt
Organism: Lymnaea stagnalis (great pond snail)
Lineage: Eukaryota; Metazoa; Mollusca; Gastropoda; Lymnaeidae
Source: the annotation of a GenBank genome assembly